This is a messenger RNA of Heterobilharzia americana, 1356 nucleotides long. Lineage: Eukaryota; Metazoa; Platyhelminthes; Trematoda; Strigeidida; Schistosomatidae. The record is from the annotation of a GenBank genome assembly.
GUUCGAAUUGUUUCGCGCCAAACUUGUAACUUUUGGAGGUGAUGACAGCUACUAGUUCGGGUGAGAGCUACUACUGCCACGUCUGUGAGACCGAAGUUGUUCCAAAUUUGCAGGAUUAUACUUGUUCAGCAUGUCAUUCUGGUUUCAUUGAGGUCGUUAGUCCAGGGAGUGGCUUGUCAUCGGACCCUUCUGAAUUAGAUGCGCUUGGUGUCAUUCGUCAGUUGUGGGGUGGUCCUGUAGCUGAUAGUUUUGUGCGCUACCUUACGACAUCCAGAGAGGACCACAGUUCGACAGACGAUGAAUCUUUGGAGCGAGAAAAUUUGUCAAGGCGGUCAAGACGCUCGACAAGGAAUUCAAACCAGAGGUCAACUCGUGAACGUGUGUAUACCCGUGGCCGUCCAACGGUCACCACACGCAUUCACCUGUCGAACGUGGAUCAGCAAUUUCUACUACCAUUGUUGUCGACUUUUGGGCCAACAGAUGGAGAUAUGCGUAAUUUUGUCUUUAACAGAGGUGUAUUUGAUCAAUUUAUCACUGUAUUAAUGAAUGAAAUGCAAGUUGGUCCUCCACCAGCUCCUGAGUCAGCCAUUGCAGAUUUACCCGUGAAUGUAUUAAGUGAAGAGCAAGCAUUGCGAUUGGGCAUUUGUUCUAUAUGCUUUGAUGACUUCAAAGAAGCAGAAUCAACAAUCGUACUACCAUGUACUCAUAUUUAUCAUCAAACAUGUGUUACAACCUGGUUGAAACAGCAUGGAACUUGUCCAGUUUGUCGGAAGGAUUUAGCUGGACGUGAUACUUCACGCUUUGAAGAUCCAGCAUCAAAUGUACCACAGGAUAAUGGUUCAAGUUCUUCCAACUCCUAGUGUACAAUUUUAUUCUUCUAUUGUCUUCUUAUCUCUUUAAGCUUGUUCAUUUUCAUAAACAUGCGCAUGUGUGUGUGUGUAUGAUGAAAUAAUUCUUUCUGUAGCAUUCAGCUAAUAUGUUCUUUCAUAUAUUGCGAAGGUAAGUCAAUUGUCUCUUCGUCUACAAUCCAACUCUUAGCAUAUUGCUGUACUGUUCAUCUUUUCUCUCUCUCUCUCUCUCUCCCUGUGUAUCUUCUCUGGUAUGGUUGUGUGCAGAUGACGGCGUCGUCAGUCUACUGUUAAUUUGUGUUUUCAAUUCAUCAAUAUUCAACUUUUUUUUUUUACUUGAGAUUUUGUUUUCUUCUGGCUAUCAAGAUUAUUCACAUCUAUCCCUGCUACUUUAUUGAAUAAAUGAACAAAUGACUGGAUUAACACUGGUUUCAUGAUGUGUUCACUUCCUUCCUUUCAAUAACUCUGUUAUCGACAAUAUAUAUAUAUAUAUAUAUAUAUAUAUAUA